CAAUUACUCUGAUAAAAAAUAAGGAUAAUGGAGCUGCAGUCCCUUUCUGCGAAUUUGCAAAAGCAGUUUGCCAAAAGCCGCACAUGAAUGGUAUGAUCAAGCAAUUGCUCAUCAGAAUUGGAACCUCUGUGAUGGUUGCCUACUAUAAAAGUGAGCAGUGGAGAAAGGCAAGGAAAGUUCUGGACACAUUACAGGAAAUUCCAGUGAAUUUUACGAUAUUGAAGGGUCUUGUUAGUGAGUAUACUGUAUCAAGAUGCCAGAUCAUUAAUAUUGCUGGAGAUGCCUUUCUCAGAACAGGAUGUGUGAAUAAAGCACUUCGCCUAUUAAGAGAAUCUGGUUGGAUAAUCUGUACUCCAGCUUGGCCCUGUGAUGAUUUGGAUGUUCUCAAUCGACACAACUUUUUGUUUAGCCUUGCUGAUGCAACUCUUAAGAAUAACAUGUAUUGUGAAACACUGGAAAUUUUGCAGAACUUGCCUGGAUUCCAGAAAAUAAAUGGUAUCAUGGAUAUCUCACUGUAUGUCAAUAUUUUCAACAAUCUGCUGCAAGAGUGCAUCCAGAAUAAUUGUCUUGGGGUAUCAACUGACACACUGGAGUUUAUGAGAUCAGCAAACAUUCCUGUAAACACUUUGGCUGUAAGAAACUUAAUUACAGCUUUAGGAAGAUCUUGUUUGUGGCCAAAAGCAAGAAAACAGUAUAAGAAAGCUUUGUCCAGUGGGUGCUAUCCACCAGUUGAGGAAAACCUGUACCGUAAACUGCUCCCGAUUCCGUGCUUCCUGUCAGAAGUGGAAAUGUUAUUGGCAACUGAAAUGUUCCUUGUUAUGAAUGCUAGCAACAUUCAGAGCCCCAGCGUCUCCAAACAAUCUCUGCAGAUUGUACUGAGAAGGAAUGAAGAUGAGAAGAAUCCGUUGACAAAUGGAGAUUAUGAAGCAGCUGUAGACAGAUUACUGGUUGCUGCUCGAAUGUCCGAACCAAAGCUUCAGAUAAAGCACACAACAGUCAACAUUGCAAAAGAAGAAGUUUUUAGUUUAGAAUAUUCCUCUGCUCUGAAGUGGCUGGAAUGGAACAUGAAAUGGGCUGGCAAGGUUUGGCUGUUCGACUAAU
This is a messenger RNA of Hemiscyllium ocellatum (epaulette shark), 1101 nucleotides long. It is a transcript of the gene topaz1, whose product is annotated as testis and ovary specific TOPAZ 1. Gene Ontology annotation, biological process: spermatid development; spermatocyte division. The transcript is spliced from 7 exons. Bases 84 to 1100 code for a protein of 338 amino acids. The record is from RefSeq and is a predicted model, not a curated record. Lineage: Eukaryota; Metazoa; Chordata; Chondrichthyes; Orectolobiformes; Hemiscylliidae.